Messenger RNA from Gossypium raimondii (Peruvian cotton), 1567 nucleotides. Its product is annotated as transcription factor BIM2. The transcript is spliced from 7 exons. Gene Ontology annotation, biological process: DNA-templated transcription. The record is from RefSeq and is a predicted model, not a curated record. Gene Ontology annotation, molecular function: DNA-binding transcription factor activity; protein dimerization activity. Bases 247 to 1227 code for a protein of 326 amino acids. NCBI's taxonomy places the organism in Eukaryota, Viridiplantae, Streptophyta, Magnoliopsida, Malvales, Malvaceae.
CGUGAUUUGAGGGCGAGAAAGAAACUAGUUUAAGCACACACACUGUUCUCGUCGCUGGGAACCAACCAACAAAAGGAGUUCCAUAAUUUUUGUUCUUCCAAUCUCAUUUUCUUUCCAAAUUCCUUCACUUUUUUCCGUUCCUUUUAUCUAUUAAUUCCAGCAAAUUGUCUUCUUUCUUUUCACUAUCUUUACCUUCUUUAUAGUGUGUAUAUAUAUUCUUUGUCAUAUCUGGAGGAGGAAAAAGAAAUGAGAACGGGAAAGGGAAGUCAAGAGGAGGAAGAGUACGAGGAAGAAGAAUUUGGUUCCAAAAAAGGAGGCUUUUCUUCAAAUCAAACUAUGUCUUUCAACCCCAACAACAAUAGCACCACCAACAAAGAUGGGAAAAACAAUGAUAAGGCUAACGCUAUACGUUCAAAACAUUCUGUCACGGAGCAGAGGCGGAGGAGUAAGAUUAAUGAAAGAUUUCAAAGAUUGAGAGAUUUAAUACCAAACACUGAUCAAAAGAGAGAUACGGCUUCGUUCCUGCUAGAGGUGAUAGAGUAUGUUCAAUAUUUACAGGAGAAGGUUCAAAAAUAUGAGGAUUCAUACCAGGGAUGGAGUUCUGAGCCGGCGAAACUAAUGCCAUGGAGAAAUAGUCACUGGCAUGUUCAGAGUCUCGUUGGUCACCCACAAGCUAUUAAAAACGGUUCUGGCCCAGGGGCAACAUUUGCUCGGAAGUUUGAUGAGAAUAACACCAAUAUUAACCCCACGGUGAUCACAAGUGGGCCGAAUGCUGUAGAAACUGAUCCAAUCAGAUAUGUUACAUCCAAAACUAUGGAUUGCCAAACUGAGUUGGCAAACAACGGAACCCAUCUGCCCAUCCAAGGUGAGAAUGUGCUUGUGCAUCCCCUUCAGAGACCAGUCUCUGAGACUCAAUCGACUGAGUGUCUUGUUGGCAAUGAUAUACCGAUCAAUCAACAGGAGGAUCUGACUAUUGAAGGAGGAACAAUUAGCAUCUCUAGUGUCUACUCUCAAGGCUUAUUGAGCGCUCUGGCACAAGCACUUCAAGGCUCAGGUUUGGAUUUGUCACAGGCCAACAUGUCAGUGCAGAUUGAUCUUGGAAAACAUGCAAAUAGAGGGCUAUCUGCUAAGGAACCACAUAAUUGCCCCCAUCAGGCGAUGACCCAUCUUAGAGAUGUGAGCAGUGGAGAGGAUUCUGAUAAUGCUCAAAAGCGACUGAAGAAAUAAGACCGGCACCUGGGUUCCAUAAAAGUUCAUUUCAACUCGGUUAUCCCACCUGAUCUUUCUUUCCUGUUUCAUCUUGGUUUCAUUUGGUUAUUGUAUAUGCUGCAGUUUUGGUUCUUUUCUAGAGGUCCAAGUAUCGAUCAUUGUUUGUCGUAAGAGUAGUCCCCCUUAGAUUAUGUGUAUUUUCAUGGGGGUGGUUCAUUAGAAUUCUGUUAAGGUGAUGUCAAGGCGUUUACCUUUUUUUUAUCAUGGAUGUAUCAUACAUUUUGAUAUAAAUAGCUACAUAAUGGAUCAAAACAAAAAAAGUAGUAUUACUGUUUGAUUGAUCUUUCAAGUCCUAAAA